Molecule: messenger RNA, 2830 nt
Organism: Mya arenaria
Lineage: Eukaryota; Metazoa; Mollusca; Bivalvia; Myida; Myidae
Exons: 3
Coding region: 44-1258 (404 amino acids)
Source: RefSeq, a predicted model, not a curated record
AAGAGAUCCUUGGUAAAAUAAAACAGAAACACUAAAUUCAAGAAUGGUUUUAAAAGUGUUAUACUUUUUAUGUUUUAUUUUUGAAACUACCCAAAUCAAUAACACGAAAAGAAGAGAAUCGGAUUAUCCGACACUUGUUCCAACAGCUAUUGAUAUUGCAAAUUUCGUAUAUGGAAUUGUUAACGGCGAAAAUGACCAAGACUCUCCUGAAGAUCUGGAGGAAGCAAAACAUGAAAUAAUCACGGUCUUUUCUGAAAAGCUAGCUGUUGUUCAAGGAGAGUUUUAUGGGAGCAUAAAUGAAACGAUGUCCUUGUCAAAAAUUAAUGAAAUUAACCACAAGAUUCAGAGUGUGCUGCUCGAUUUGAGAGCACUCUUAUUAGCAAAUGAAAGUGAUAAAAACAUUAAAAAAGAAGAAUUUCAAACACAAGCUGCAUUGAUUAUCGCAGCUAUUCGAAGCCUCCCUUCCUGUUUGGAUCCAGAUUUAUCGCAUUUAGAAUUAAUGGCUACAAAUUCUAUAUGCAAUAUGUCUGGUAUUUACAAAUUCAAGGAAUUCUUUUUCAAUCUAACACACACUGGGAUUAUUAUCGAGCUUUCUUACAAGAAAAUAACGCAGAACAGCUCUCUUGAACCGGAGUCGGAACGGUGGAACAACGAGGUUCAACAAAUGAUCGAUUAUUUCGAAAGGGAAGAUUCAACGUGUAAAAGCAGUUUCCAGACAAUACUUAGAAGCGACAUGGAAAACUUCGACAAUGUCAAAGAGUUAUCAAAUAUAUUGCACCAGAAGUAUGUUUGGUACAUAAUAGACGUAUUUAUCUUGCAAGAUAAAAGAAGCGGAGAAGAAAUGUACAUUGAGGGCAAGGAAACGAAGAUGAUGACUAUGAGUGUAAACGGUCUACGAAAAUACUUAAUCUAUUCAGACAGACAAACCAAACCUAACACCAUAAAGUGUGUUAUAUUAAAAACGAAUAUUCAGACGCCUCUUGGUGAUAUCUUUAUUCUCGACAGAGACAGCCCCAUACCUGAAUAUGUUUCCACAACUGAAGGUAACUUCAAAAAGACGUUGCUGUACAAUGGGACAGACAAAACAUGUCAUCCGGAGGUUGUAUCGGUUGUUGGUGAUGAGGGUGACUGGAAUGAACGUGGUGAAUUAACGAACGGAUUAAGCACCGGUGCAAUUAUUGGGAUAGUUGUCGGUGGCUCACUAGGAUUUCUCACUUUGUCUUUUUGUUGUUUUUAUUGUUUCAAAAAGUUCGGUUGACGUGAUGGCGAUUAAUACCGAUUGUUAGUACAAUAUAUGUAUUUAUUUUCCUACAAUUAUGAAGAGCAAAACGUAUUUACAUACUAUAUGUGUAUAGUAAAUGUUUGAUCUGUUCAAUAUUUAUGUAUGCAAUUUAAUGUGGUUGAUAAUCAUGCAAUUCAUCACAAUGUGUAAUACAAAAUACAGUAAUGCAUAAUUAAUAUCUGAUAUGGUACAACCCAUACUAGUUUACAUGUAUACGGGAAGUACAUUCAAAUAAGGCGCUAUAGCAUAACACCUAGCACAUGCAACCAUUACUUCAUAAUUAGUUAAGCAAUCGUAACUACUUGCCGAAGCAACACUUAACGGAUACUGACACUGGUCAGCAUAGGGCAUCGACAUAAAUAAGCUAAACAUGCGAAUACCAUACGCUUUAAUGAUAAAGUUCAAGUAGAUGGAGUUUAUUUCUGCCAUUUGUCUCUCAUAUGACAAAAACCAAGAACAUAUUCAGUCAUGUUUUCAGUCAAUAAACUGCACAAGUUACAUCGCUGUGGAUAUGGACGUGAAACAACGUUUCCGAUAGCAUUUAUGAUUUUUACACAUAGUGGAUGAACAUUUGGACUGUUUCUGGUGAUUCUCCAAAGAGGGGAGCAUUUAUUUUCAUGCACAACAUUUUCAAGUGGUAGGUUACCCCCAUACGUUCGUUAUAUCAACAACAAAAAUAUGUUUUACGGGUCGAGUUACGAUAAUGUCAAGUAACUUCUUCCAUGUAAACCACGAUGGAAAUAUGGCAUCAUUUACAUAUGUAUUAACGUAGUAUAACAGGCUACAUUUUGUAAAUAGUCUGUAAAUGUCAGGUAUAACUACAAACUGUUUAUCAAAUUCAGAAAUCGCACUAGCCUAUUCACAAAUAACUCCUUGGCUAAAAACUUGCACAGGAGCCGACAUAACUGGCCAAAUUGUUGAAGUUUCAGCAUAUUCAAUGAACACAGUGAAAAGUUAAAUGACAUACUUUUUCGGAAGGCUUGCAUGUGCGUAAUACAAUGACGAUGGGCAACUUCUAACUUUCUCAUGUCAUUUGUCGAGUGCUGAUUCCACAUUUCACAUCAAUAUAACGCUUUUGGAAGGAUUUCACACUGGUAUAUUGUCCUCAAUGUUAUAGAACUGAUCUUUUUAGGACAUAAUGCCACUACUACAAAUGCUGAAGUCAGUCCCUCUUAGCUUAAUACACGCUUCGUGCAUUGAUUGUGUGGCAUAUAGAUAUUCAUCACAUACAACACCCAGGUGCAUGUAUUUACCAACGGUGGAAACUAAAUUCUGAGGUAGUGAAAAUGUUUGCUGUGGUCUGGUAAUGCUACUUGAGAAAUUACACACAACAACUGAGUAUUUACUUAGGUUGUAAAAAUACCGCCACCGUCUAGAACAGUCCCAACAGAUGUCUAGCAUGUUAUCCAGUCCCGUUUUAGAAAAAGACACCAAGACCAUGUCGUCCGCCACUGUCGGGGAGCACAUCCUCAGGUCAUGGAUGCAAAGACCAUUACAAUUGUUUAUAACUUGUGCUUAUGAGUGAUCUCUUUUUUAAAAAUGUUUCGA